AUGCGAAAAUGUUCUAAAAUUAUUAUUGGACGUAUUCAUGGAAAGUCAGUUGGUGGUGGUGUUGGACUUAUUGCUGCUUGUGAUUAUGUUAUAGCAACAGAUGAAGGAGUUAUAAAAUUAUCCGAAUUAGCUAUUGGGAUUGGACCAUUUGUUAUUGCUCCUUUUUUAGAGCGAAAAAUGGGAAAACAGGCCUUUUCAGAAUUGACUUUAAUGGCUCAUGAAUGGAAAGAUGCUCGUUGGGCUAAAGAUAAAGGAUUGUACGGAACAUUGGGAUCAACUGCUCUUGCAAAGGGCUACUAUCUCUGGAAG
Vigna radiata var. radiata (mung bean) is the source of this 309-nucleotide messenger RNA. RefSeq names its product probable polyketide biosynthesis enoyl-CoA hydratase PksH. The record is from RefSeq and is a predicted model, not a curated record. The annotation marks the transcript as partial. NCBI's taxonomy places the organism in Eukaryota, Viridiplantae, Streptophyta, Magnoliopsida, Fabales, Fabaceae. The transcript is spliced from 2 exons.